Messenger RNA from Aedes albopictus (Asian tiger mosquito), 1725 nucleotides. It is a transcript of the gene Kr-h2, whose product is annotated as Krueppel homolog 2. Gene Ontology annotation, cellular component: endoplasmic reticulum; membrane. NCBI's taxonomy places the organism in Eukaryota, Metazoa, Arthropoda, Insecta, Diptera, Culicidae. Gene Ontology annotation, biological process: endoplasmic reticulum tubular network organization; membrane organization. The record is from RefSeq and is a predicted model, not a curated record. The transcript has 5 exons. The coding region runs from base 261 to 1028 and encodes 255 amino acids.
AAUUUUUUCCUUUUUCUGUCGGAUGGUGAUGUUGGAAGUGACAAAAAAAAAGUUUUACUGCUCGUCCGUCUUUACAGUUUUCCUAAUUGGCACUUAACUACUAACUAGUAACUAGUACGCAAGUAACUAAUCGGUCUAGUGAAUUACUAUUAGUGGCAAUAGCAGCGCGAGUGUGAAGCAUUGUGAUUUUGUUGGAAGAAAAGUGAUUACGUGUGGAAACGGAACGGAACACAGUUAGUAGGAAGCAAAUUUGAUCCAAAAUGAGUGAUCAACAGUCACGAGACCAGCCACCACAGCUGGCACGUGGAGUGCAGGCACUUAAAGAUCACAUUAUCCUGAACAAGAUCGAUACGGCACUGUGGGCAUCCCGUGUGCUAACGAUCCUGUUUACCAUUGGCUACGUCAUUCCAAUUUUCGGAAAUCCCACCAAUGCCUACUACAAAGUAUUAAUGGCUAAUGCCGCCACAAGUGCACUUCGCCUCCACCAGCGCAUGCCGCCCUUCCAGCUAUCGCGAGAUUAUCUUCAGAAGCUGCUGCUAGAGGACUCCUGCCACUACCUGUUGUACUCGCUCAUUUUCCUGUACGCCUAUCCGGUGCUGUUGAUCAUCUUCCCCGUGACUUUAUUCGCUGUGCUGCAUUCGGCUAGCUACUCGCUCACGCUGCUCGACACACUCGGACAAAACUCAUGGUGGGGCGCCCGGCUGUGUAUCUCUCUGGUGGAAUUCCAAACCAGAAACAUCCUGCGGUUGGCAGCAUUUGCCGAAAUCUUCAUUAUGCCCCUGGCCAUUGUAUUAGUAUUUCUGGGAAAAGCCGGUAUUAUGACUCCAUUGGUGUACUACCAGUUCUUGGUGCUGCGCUACUCGUCUCGUCGCAACCCCUACACGAGGAACGUAUUUUACGAGUUGCGUCUGGUUACGGAUAAUUUCGCCAACGGUGCACGCACGCCACCAGUCGUGCGCAAGGUGCUCCAAGGCAGCAUUAGCUUUAUCAGUCGGUUAGCGCCUCCGAUGCAACAGCAGCAGCAGUAAAUGCGCGCAAACAGCGGCGAGCUGGCUAAGCAGAGAGGGGUCGAUAGUAGUUAAAUAAUUUCCACAAAACAAACAACAACAAUCAUUUCGAAAGACCAUUCGCACACACCCAUCAUCAAUCACACCUUGUUUUUUCCAUGAUGCGGAUUUUAAAUAAAGGCAUUUGGGGUAUGAAGAUAGAAAAGACAUCGACAUUAAAGGCACGUCAAAGUGAAUGUGCAGGUAUUUUCUUACACUAACAAACAACACUUUCAAUGUAGGACAUGGGAAAACCUCAAAGUAAGUUAGUUUAACAUUUUCUUUUUUUUUGUUGUCGCAAUAUAAAGUAUUUCAUAGUCGUUUCAAAUCAUAGAAAAACACGGACGAUCAUUUUACACAUGUUAGGGUGUAAAAGUACUAGUUUCCUAUACAUUUAAAGAAUACUGACCAACUUUAUCCUGCUGUUAGUAAAUCAAGACAGCCGUAAAUUAGUGCUUUUCCCCUUAUUGGAGAUUUUUUACAACCCCAGGAUUAAUCACAGUAAAAUUUAGGUUAUUAUUGCGUUCCAUGUUUUAUUGAACAGCGGUAGAGUUUAAAUAUUCUGUUUUUCAUCCUACUAUGAGGAUGGUUGCGAACAAAAAAACAAAAAAAAAAUGUGAACAUGCAAGGUUUAUUGGGCAAUAUAUGUUAACAGAGUGACACAUUUCCUAUAACGUGA